Molecule: messenger RNA, 186 nt
Organism: Soboliphyme baturini
Lineage: Eukaryota; Metazoa; Nematoda; Enoplea; Dioctophymatida; Soboliphymatidae
Source: the annotation of a GenBank genome assembly
CCGGCCGGUCGAUCACCGUCAAAUCUGUCGAAGAUCGUCAACGCGCAAAACCACUCCGAUCCCGCCCCCUUUUAUUGGUCGGGCUUCCUUGCCGGCGAACCAGUCGUUGGUCGCGGUCGGCGGUUCCACGCGACGUUUGGAGGCCGUUGCGUGGAUCACAUGCCCACAUGCGACGACAGCCAAUGA